Messenger RNA from Paraglomus brasilianum, 345 nucleotides. The record is from the annotation of a GenBank genome assembly. NCBI's taxonomy places the organism in Eukaryota, Fungi, Glomeromycota, Glomeromycetes, Paraglomerales, Paraglomeraceae.
AUGUCCAUUGGAACAUACUGUAGAUGCAAAGAUCCCUUGUACUAUGUUUCUAGUAAUGGUGAAAAUCGGUCAGAUGCUGAUCGCGAGGACAAGACGGAACGUUCUCAAACCAGUCAUGUCAGCAAAGCAUGCAACUUCUUGUAUUGGCAUCUUGUAGCACAGGUCAGAAGAAUGAUGGAUGUUCUUGUAAAAAAAGCCAAGGUGUCCAAACAUAAAUCACCUGAAGAGCUUUCAUCAAGAUUCGUAAAACUAAAUCAACUGCAAACACUGCAGAAGAAGUCAAAUCAUCAAGAUUACGAUAUACAUGAACAAGCAAAACAAGCUGGUCAUACUAUGAGUUUCUGA